AAAGUCAAUUUAUCCUCCAGGUUAAGUUUAAAUCGUAUUUGCUCUUAGUUUUUUUCGUGUCAUUCUAUUAACAAUAGAAAUAACUAGAAAUGACGUCACUGUUUUUUUUAUCAUAAAAAAUAGUUUAAUAAGAUCGCAUGCUAUUUCUGUGUUUAUUUGUCACAUUGACACAUAUUUAAAAAAUAUAUACUCUUUCAACUAACAAAAAAAUCACAAUAAUAACUGCCGAAUUCUGUUUGAUAUCGUUAUUAACCAAAUCAUCUGACUUCCGUUAUGUCUUUGGACAACAGGUUUCAAAAAGUAGCCGACGAAAUAAGGAGAUUGAAAACGAAACCGGAUGACGAAGAUUUGCUAGAGAUAUAUGGUUUGUACAAGCAAGCCACCAUGGGAGACAUCAAUAGAGACCGUUCUUUGUUAAGCAUCGAGGAUCUAAAAGGAAGAGCCAAAUGGGAAGCGUGGCAUUUGAUGAAGGGCAUUAAGCAGGACGAAGCCAAAGAGCAGUACAUUUACAAAGCUCAAAAAUUAAUCGAAGAAAUAGGAUUGAAGUAAUUAUUCAAGAAUAAAUAUUAUUUAACCAUGUAAUUUUUUUUGUUUUUUAUUUUUUAUAUUUUGAGUUGAAAUUAAAUCCUAUUAUUUAAAUUAUUGUUUUCUAAAAGAGACACUAUGGAUAGGAAUUUUGUGUUGUACCUAAUAUAUAUUUGAAAAAGCUGACCGUCUUCCAGAUGUUUUAUGGCGGGUUCUUUCAUGAUAUUAGGCUAGAACGAAUGAUGUAAAUGAAAAUGUGUUAUGGAACAUCUUGUACCUUGUCAGAGUUUUAUGUACCUAAUAAUACAUUAAAGUAAUAUUUAACAAGAUGAAAGUCUUAAUUUAUAAUAAUUGUUUUUGGAUUCAGAAUUAAUAACUUCCCAUGGUAUGAUAGUUUGUUGAAAACAGUUCAUAGAGGAGAAUAGU
Messenger RNA from Psylliodes chrysocephalus, 951 nucleotides. NCBI's taxonomy places the organism in Eukaryota, Metazoa, Arthropoda, Insecta, Coleoptera, Chrysomelidae. The record is from the annotation of a GenBank genome assembly.